GUGUGUGUGUGUGUGUGUGUGUCUCUGUAGCCAGUUUGGCUCAGGCCACCUUGGCGCUCGAGCGCCGGCGCGGCGCGCGAGGGGCCUGCCCGCGGCGGGCCCCGCCGCCCGCGUGUUUUUCGGGGCCCUGGCCGGAGAGGCCACAUGGCAGAGGGCGCCGCAGUCCUCGACGGCACCUUCGGGCACGAGGCCAGCGGCGCAGCGGCGCAGGAGCCCGAGCCGGGCCUCUUCGAGCUCUUCCUGCUCGCGCCCCUCCCGCUGCAGCCCGCGCCCAGCGCCUCCGGCACCGCCCCGUUCGCGGCCGUGGACCCCGCCGCCGCCCAGGAGCCGCUCGGCGUCGGGGCGCUGGCGGCCGCGCCGUCGCGGCUGCUGCGCUUCGCGCUGCCGAGGCGGGUGGAGCUGAGCGAGGCGAAUUCGGACAGGCCGUGCACCGCGUCCUUUGCGCUCACAGACGCGCGGGGGGACCACGCCUACGGCUGCGCCAUGACUGUGGUGCACGAGGACGAGGA
This is a messenger RNA of Prorocentrum cordatum, 509 nucleotides long. NCBI's taxonomy places the organism in Eukaryota, Dinophyceae, Prorocentrales, Prorocentraceae. The record is from the annotation of a GenBank genome assembly.